This is a messenger RNA of Myxocyprinus asiaticus (Chinese sucker), 3476 nucleotides long. RefSeq names its product ankyrin repeat and SOCS box containing 14b (gene asb14b). Gene Ontology annotation, molecular function: protein binding. Gene Ontology annotation, cellular component: cytoplasm. Bases 77 to 1834 code for a protein of 585 amino acids. The transcript is spliced from 10 exons. The record is from RefSeq and is a predicted model, not a curated record. Lineage: Eukaryota; Metazoa; Chordata; Actinopteri; Cypriniformes; Catostomidae. Gene Ontology annotation, biological process: intracellular signal transduction.
CAAAAACACAGUAUAGAUACAACUGCCACGAAAAACAGCAGCGUUUCCUGUUGCUUUAAGAGUUUAGUAGUUCAACAUGGAGGAGGUUUAUGAUGCUGCAGAGGAUGAUUUGGACGAGGAUGAGGCCACUCAGUACAUGAUUGAGCAGAGUCUGUUGGAGUACAGCAAACAUGCUGAUUCAUCAACCAGUGAACUAUUAGACUGCAUAGACCAUGAGGAAAUUUUCACUGCCAUACAGGCUGGUAAUGAGGAUGCUCUGAAGAUGCUGGUGCAGUGUAAGGAGGCUCUGUCUAAUGCAGACAGUAGGGGCUGGAUCCCACUGCAUGAGGCUGCAGUACAGCAGAAGAGGAGCAUUCUCGAAAUCACUUAUGCAGCAUCUCCUCAGGGGUCAGGGCAGUGCCGUACUUUGAGAGGGGAGACUCCGUUGUUUCUUGCAGCUGUUCACGGUCUUAGAGAGAAUGCCACAUUCUUGCUACAGAAUGGCUGUGACCCUGACUGCAAAAAUGAUGAUGAUGAUUCGGCAUUGGUUGCAGCCAUAAAGAAUGACCAGUAUGACCUGGCUCUACUGCUGCUACGCUACAAUGUCUCUGUGGACCAAAAAGGGAGUCUCCAAAGAACCGCUUUGCAUGAAGCAUCUGUGCUCGGCUUGGAUAACUUUGUACAUCUGCUCCUACAAUCUGGUGCUGACCCAAAUGCCAUUGAUGCCUGUGAACAUACUCCUAUAGGACUUGCUGCACAAGCUGGACAUUUUAACGUUGUAGAGGUUCUGCUUCAGAAAGGGGCCAGUGUGUGGUCCAAGCCUAACUCUCCUAGUUCAGCCUCAGUUUUGUUUGACGCAGCAGCCUCUGGAAACCCUGAUAUCAUUGCACUGCUGCUGGAGUACGGAGCCGAUCCCAACAUGCCCACACACACAGGCCAUCUCCCCAUCCACCGUGUAGCCUACCGUGGACAUCUGCUAGCACUGGAGCAACUGAUCCCAGUCACUAAAAAGGAGGUUAUAAAAGAGAGUGGUAUGAGCCCAUUACAUUCCGCAGCGGCAGGUGGUCACUCUCAGUGCCUGGAGCUGCUCCUGAGCUCCGGUUUCGACCCGAACUUCAUGCUGCACCCGAGAGUGCGCAAGAACUAUGACGAUGAGCGCAGGUCAGCGCUGUUCUUUGCCGUAUCAAACAGUGAUGUGCAGUCAGCACGGCUGCUUCUGGAGGCUGGGGCCAUGCCAAACCAGGACCCUGUCAACUGCCUGCAGGUGGCCAUGCGGCUGGGCAACUAUGAGCUCAUUAACACUCUACUGCGAUACGGUGCAAACGUCAACUACUACUCCCGUGUCAACACUACACACUUCCCCUCUGCCCUGCAGUAUGCACUAAAGGAUGAGGUGAUGUUGCGUAUGCUUCUCAAUAACGGUUAUGAUGUGCAACGCUGUUUUGACUGUCCUUAUGGACAGGCCUCACAUGUGCCUGUGGACUAUGAGGGCUGGAGCGCUUCUGUUAUUAAAGAUGUGGUGUUUUGUGAGGUGAUCACAGUGUACUGGCUCAAGCACAUCUCAGCCCAAGUAUUGAGAAUUAUGUUGGAUUAUGUCGAUCAUGUGAGUUUCUGCUCCAAACUGAAGAGUGUUCUUGUUGAGCAGAAACAAUGGCCAGAAAUAUGUAAAAUACAAGAAAAUGCUCGAAGCCUGAAGCACCUCUGCAGACUGAAGAUCCGUGAAUGUCUGGGCCGUUUGCGACUGAGGGCUCCCAUUUUCAUCAGUUUUCUGCCUCUGCCAGCCAGUCUCAAAGACUAUAUUCGCUUUAAAGAGUAUGAUAUUUACAGUAGAGGUAGUAUGAAAGAACAAGAGUAACACCAGGUGGAUAAUUCUGUAUAUGUUAAGACAUUGAUAAAAAUACUGUAGUGAAACACUUUCUUAUUAUGUGUUAAUUUCCUAUGAGCAGACAGAGGGCAGCUUUACACUGUUUAAAAGGUGGAUAUGACGCAGGGCCAUAAUCACAAUAUAUGGCCAGAUUGUCUCCCAACUCCCCCCCCCCCCAUUCUUGUUGGUGUUCUGCUGCAGCCCAUUAUGUACCUCUGUCUAAUUGUCAUUAAGUUGUUGCAGGAAUAACAUAAUGGUUUAAAAGAAGUUUCAUUUUGAUCGUGCUCAGUAGUCUAACACCGCUCAUCAAUGUCAUUUGAGAUAGCAAUCAAAUUGAUGAAGGUGGGACUUAAGUUUCAAAAGUUAAACGGAAACCUUGUGAAUUAUUCCAGCGCCGCACAUCAGCAAGCAGGUCGUGACUGUGCCUCGGUCUAUCAAGCUGGAAGAGAGAGACUGCUGAUUUUAAAUGCUUAUAUCUUCUGAAAACAAAUUUUGUCAGCAUUUGGAAGUACACUAGCAUACUGAUGACCUUAAAGGGAAUUAAUAUAGACUAAAAGCAGCAAAACUUUAAUUUUGAUUUCAUGGCAACUUUAAGAGUGUUAGUGUUAUGUGAUAUGUAAGUAUCUAACUAAACAUGCAAUAUUUUACCACUGUUUUAUGAUUGAAAUUUUGUACCGACUGACAUUAAUUUCCAAGGGUGCAAACUAUUCACCAUUUGGCAAAAUUUGCCAUUUUGAAUUUAAAAUGUCAUCUACAGUAUGUGAUUUGUUGGUCAUUCAUAACUGUGAAUAGGGCUGAAAUAAUUAGUUGAUGUUGUCAAUAAUUGUUGUUGAUGUUGAUUAAUUAGUUUUAUUGUCGACAACAGUGACAAUAAAAAAUUGUCGACAAUAAUUUUAAUUGACGAAUAGUCGUUUGAUCUCAUUUAAUGCAACAUGAGAUCAUUUGAAACACUUAUGAUGACACAUGAGAGCAGCACUGCCGCUCGCGCCUGAAUGAAGAGAGGAAGAAAACACAGCUCACAGUCCAGAUGCAAAGGUGAUGUAGAUCACAAAGUAUGAGGGAAUUAUAAUACAAAAAUACAAAAUGAGUAAAUAAAAAUCAGUGUCGUCCUGACGUGAAAUAAAGCGGAACCUUACCUGUCAUUCCACUUGAGCAAAACUUACCCGCCAGAGUGUCUAAAAAUGAAACACCCUGGUGUUAUAGCUUAAAUACAUUCUUUAUUAAAGUUCAAAUAAUAAGGAAGCUGUUGUGUAAAUAAGCUCAAACUGCUAAACUGGUAUUUCUCUGUGCGGUCAGAGCGGCUUACAUUAGUCGCGUGAAAAACAUGCGGAUACGCUCGUCCCUCGCACCCACUUGCUGCAGCUAGAUUAUAACAUGAUGGCUCGCGACGUAAUGAAUCAUAAUAUACUGUAUGUGUCAUGGUGUGUAUCCUGUCGUACAGAAAAUCGGCGAUACGCAGAUCUACUAAGAACAGAGUUUGUUUUUUUGUUUUUUGAGUUAAAGAUGGAUCAAUGUUAACAAAAAGGUGAGAGAGUGUAGUCAUAACCCAUUUUGCAAUGCAAAAAAAGGGUUUUGAUUUGUCUUUUUUGGUUUGCCCCCACCCCAUUAUAUUUUCCGUCAUGUAAAUGUUUCA